Molecule: messenger RNA, 4053 nt
Organism: Oryzias melastigma (Indian medaka)
Lineage: Eukaryota; Metazoa; Chordata; Actinopteri; Beloniformes; Adrianichthyidae
Gene: slc4a1a
Product: solute carrier family 4 member 1a (Diego blood group)
Exons: 21
Coding region: 620-3358 (912 amino acids)
Biological process (GO): regulation of intracellular pH; transmembrane transport; monoatomic anion transport
Cellular component (GO): plasma membrane; basolateral plasma membrane
Molecular function (GO): solute:inorganic anion antiporter activity; monoatomic anion transmembrane transporter activity; bicarbonate transmembrane transporter activity
Source: RefSeq, a predicted model, not a curated record
GCUAGCAGCAGAGGUCUCCUCCUUCUGUCACAAACAGGACACACACCAAGAGAACCAGACGGUCGACCUGAAAGAUGACAAGUUUGACGUUCACAGCUUUGGAACCUUCUCAAUUUUUUUUUUUUUUACAAGGGAAUCCCCAAUUUGUAAACAUCAUGACGUAGAGGAGAUCCCCCACUCAUGCCCCCCUCUGUAGCCCCUUUGCCCCAUGUGUGCCCCUCACGCACCCGGAGCUUCGGCCCUCUGCGAGGCCUCGACUCUGCUUCUUGCAGAGAGGGCGGAGGGGGGCAUUUUAGGGCUGGGAUAUCCCUGUGUCAAGGUGUGCCGGGCUGAUAGACGUGUUUGUAUGUCAUGCCCCCCCCCCACCGCGCGGCGCAUCACUCCUCAGUGACCAAUGGGACUUCAGAACGCUGCACCUUCGGCUGUCGACGUACUUUCAUGUGGGUGUUCCCGCUUCCCCGCAUCUGUUCUCAUCUUAUCGACCGUCCGGGUUCACUUUGUCGCCGAGCUCGCCGAAGCCGACAGAGCGGAGAUCGUCCUGCUUCCAGAGCUGGAGAUCAGGUGGGAGUACCUGCAUACAGGGGAUGAAGAAGAACGCUGAACACUGAAACCAGCAUCCAUGGAAAACAAUUUCAGUUUUGAUGAGGGGAGUGACAUGUCCUACGAGGACAACAACCCGGCCUCCCCCUCUCCUCUGAGACUAAAUUCUCCAGAGCAGAGUGGAAACUUUGACUGUGGAGGGAAUGAGGACUCCGUUGACCCUCCUCCAGAAGCCAUCAUCAUUCCCAGUGAUUCAGACGCUUUUCUGAAUGUGAACACCAAUGCCACGACCAGAGGGGAUGCUCAGGCCUAUGUGGAGCUGAAUGAGCUCCAGGGUAACACCUGGCAGGAGACGGCCCGAUGGGUGGGCUACGAGGAGAACUUCGACUCGGUCACAGGAAAGUGGAGUCCAUCCCACGUCUCCUACCUCACCUUCAAGAGCUUGAUCCAAGUCCGCAGGGCCAUGAGCACAGGUGCCAUCAUUUUGGACAUGAAUGCCAGCAAUCUGUCCUUGGUGGCUGAGAGAAUUGUUGACGAACUGCUGGCCAAGGAUGAGAUCCGCUCCAGUGAUCGGGAAAGCCUGCUGAGAGCUCUCCUGAUGAGGCGCAGCCAGUCUGAGGGGCCUGUGGUGACUCCCUCUGGAGACAUUCAGAUGCAAACAUUUUCUGUGUCCAAAAAGAGAGACAGCUCCGACAACAUGGAGGCAUCCAUUGUCCUCACAGGGGCCCUCGACAUUCUGCAGAAACCCGUUGUGGCUUUUGUCAGGCUCAGCGAUUCUGUGGUGAUGGAGUCAAUCAUGGAGACUCAUGUGCCGGUUCGCUUCGUCUUUGUUCUGGUGGGCCCCAGCCAGAGCGGGAUGGACUACAGUGAGAGCGGCCGCGCCAUGGGCGCUCUGAUGGCCGACUGGGUCUUCUGUCUGGAAGCGUUCUUGGCCCAGACUGACAAGGAUGUGACCAACGCCAUAGCGGACUUCAUGGACUGCAGCAUCAUCAUUCCUCCAACUGAGAUCCAGGAAACGUCCAUGCUGGAGCCCAUAGUUGAGUUCCAGAAGAAGAUGCUGCGAGACCGACUCCGCCCUGCCGACGCCCGGCUCGCCUUUGGAGAAAGGGUCAGAGCAGACGAGGGCCCAGAGGAACCGAGGGAGGAUCCACUGGCCCGCACAGGUUAUCCUUUUGGAGGAAUGAUGAAGGACAUAAAGCGGCGGUACCGCCACUACAUCAGCGACUUCACAGAUGGGCUGAACCCCCAGGUCCUCUCUGCCAUCAUCUUCAUCUACUUCGCCGCUCUGUCUCCUGCUAUCACUUUCGGAGGACUUCUCGCUGACAAAACAAAGAAAAUGAUGGGUGUGUCGGAGCUCAUGAUCUCUACCAGCGUCCAAGGUAUCAUCUUCUGUCUCUUUGCCGCCCAGCCCGUCCUCGUCAUCGGCUUCUCCGGACCGCUGCUCCUGUUCGAGGAAGCCUUUGCUGCCUUCUGCAACUCUCAGAACAUUGAGUACAUCGUGGGCCGGACCUGGGUGGGCAUGUGGCUCAUAUUGAUUGUGGUGGUCAUCGUGGCGGCGGAAGGAAGCUUCCUCGUCCGAUACAUCUCCCGCUUCACUCAGGAGAUCUUCUCCAUCCUCAUCUCGCUCAUCUUCAUCUAUGAGACUUUUGCCAAACUUAUCAAGAUCUUCGCAACCCACCCUCUGAUCCUGAACUACGACCAAAUCAACCACACGCUGGAUGAUCCCUUCCACCCAAUCAUCAAGACUUUCACGGUGACCCCACAUCCAGGUGCCAACAUCACCACUGUGGAAGAGGAGCACGAGAGAGCCUUCCCCAACACGGCCCUGCUGUCCAUGUGUCUGAUGUUCGGAUGCUUCUUCAUCGCUUACUUUCUGCGCGAGUUCAAGAACACCCAGUACCUCCCCGGCUGGCUCCGUCGUUUGAUUGGAAACUUUGGAGUGCCCAUUGCCAUUUUUAUCAUGAUUGCAAUUGACAUCAGCAUUGCAGACGCUUACACUCAGAAACUGGUUGUGCCAAAAGGUAUUGAAGUCACCAAUCCCAAAGAAAGAGGCUGGACUAUCAACCCUAUGGGAGAAAAGAAAGAGUUCCCUGUUUGGAUGAUGGGCGCCUGCUGUGUUCCGGCUCUCCUGGUCUUCAUCUUGAUCUUCAUGGAGUCUCAGAUUACCACGCUGAUUGUGAGCAAACCCGAGAGGAAAAUGAUGAAAGGAUCCGGUUUCCACUUUGAUCUGCUGCUCCUGGUCACCAUGGGUGGGAUAGCUUCCAUCUUUGGCGUGCCGUGGCUGAGCGCCGCCACGGUUCGUUCUGUCACCCAUGCCAACGCCCUAACGGUCAUGUCCAAGGGGCCCAAACCAGUGAUAGAGAAAGUGGUGGAACAGAGGAUCAGCGGUUUGAUCGUGGCCCUUCUGGUUGGAGUUUCGAUUUUCAUGGAGCCGUUACUUAAGAUGAUUCCUAUGACCGCGUUAUUUGGCGUUUUCCUCUACAUGGGUAUCACCUCACUGAGUGGAGUCCAGAUGUGGGACAGGAUGCUUCUGCUGAUCACUCCCAAGAAGUACCACCCAUCUGAUGCUUAUGCCACCCGGGUGAAGACGCUGCGGAUGCAUCUCUUCACUCUGGUCCAGAUUCUGUGCCUGGCUGUCCUGUGGGCAGUGAAGAUGAGCCCCUUCUCUUUGGCGCUUCCUUUUGUUCUCAUUCUUACCAUCCCUCUGCGCAUGUUGAUGACCGGCACCCUCUUCACCCCCUUGGAGAUGAAAUGUCUCGACGCAGAUGAUGCCAAAGUCAAACUUGACGAUGAACCUGGAGAGGAUGGACUAGCAUAAACAUCACGACCUUUAAAGUGACAUUAUAUUGUUGUUUUUUUAAAUAUAUAUUCUAUUUUCCAUCACUUUAAUAGCCAAAGAUAAGUUAGAAUUUGUCACAAAUUUUGACAUAAAAACAACAGGAAAUGAAUUAUCAUGAUCUGGAAUAUGAAAAUGUACAUUUUCACCCAAAAGUUUGAUUUUUUUUAAAAUUUCUAACUACAUUAUAGCUUUUCAACCACUCCAAAAUAGUAAUAUUUUAUUUUUAGGUUUAUUACUUGACUCUAGCAAACUGAACUUUACCUUUUACCUUCAAAUAAUUGUGUUUUUUAAUAAACCAUUGGUGCCUUUUUCCAGUAGCCUUAAGUUUAUUAUCCUGAAAUGUGUUUUUAGGUAGUGUUGUUCAUUAAAUGUUUGGUAUUUAAGCUCUCAUUUAGAAAUUGUAUAAAAAAACAAAGAUGUGAAACUGACCUGUGCCUUGUUUUAGAGUGUACCUGCUUUUAUGAUUGUAUAUUGCAGUCAGCACUAUUAGAAAUGAAGUUAUGAGAUGCAACUGCAAUAAAGCAUAAAUUGACAUUUUUAUUAUUUUUUUAAUGCUUUACUCUGCAUUUGUUUGUAUGCUUUCAAGUAAACACAUCUUAAAGUGUGCUUGAAACACUGUACAUGCUUGGAAUUCACUUCAUGUAAAAUUUAAAAAUAAAUCGUUUAAAACAAAA